AUGGCAUCAUCAAGCUCAUACAAUUCACCAUGUGCAGCCUGCAAAUUUCUUCGUCGAAAAUGCAUGCCAGGUUGCAUCUUUGCACCUUACUUUCCACCAGAAGAGCCACAAAAAUUCGCAAACGUUCACAAGAUCUUUGGCGCAAGCAACGUGACUAAGAUCCUCAACGAACUCCUCCCUCACCAGAGAGAAGAUGCAGUGAAUUCACUCGCUUAUGAGGCCGAAGCGCGUGUGAGGGAUCCAGUUUAUGGCUGUGUUGGUGCUAUCUCUUUCCUUCAGAGACAAAUCCAAAGGCUUCAAAAGGAGCUUGAUUCUGCUAACGCUGAUCUUCUCCGUUUCGCUUACAAUGAUCUCUCGCCUAACUCGUCUCUUCCGCCUCUUCCUCCUCUAGUUGUUCAAUCUUCAUUUCAUCACCAACCUCAGAGACAGUUCAGUUCGAGAUUCGGUAUUGGUAAUACUAAUGUUGAAGCAAGUGGUUUUUACUCUUUUCCUUAUGCUAUUCCAUGGAAUGAUAACAUUAACAACACCUCUACUGAGGAUAUAAAUGGAGGUUUAGGAGCAAGAGGAGGAGGUAAUAAUUUGUGA
Messenger RNA from Vicia faba (fava bean), 585 nucleotides. Lineage: Eukaryota; Viridiplantae; Streptophyta; Magnoliopsida; Fabales; Fabaceae. The record is from the annotation of a GenBank genome assembly.